Messenger RNA from Cucurbita maxima (winter squash), 2429 nucleotides. Its product is annotated as homeobox protein BEL1 homolog. Gene Ontology annotation, molecular function: DNA-binding transcription factor activity, RNA polymerase II-specific; RNA polymerase II cis-regulatory region sequence-specific DNA binding. The transcript has 6 exons. Gene Ontology annotation, biological process: regulation of transcription by RNA polymerase II. Bases 532 to 2280 code for a protein of 582 amino acids. The record is from RefSeq and is a predicted model, not a curated record. Lineage: Eukaryota; Viridiplantae; Streptophyta; Magnoliopsida; Cucurbitales; Cucurbitaceae.
ACAGGACCACCUCAUCCCCUCUCCUCUCUUCCCUUCCCUUCCCUUCCCACAGUCACUCAUUUUGGGAACAUUUCUCUCUCUCUCUGUAAAUCUCUCCCAAUCUCUCCCAAUCUCUCUGAAAAAGCCUGCCCACAUCUCCCCUGUUCUUCCAUUGAAUCCAUGGAAUUUCACCAUUGGAGAUCGUAACAAUGGCGGCGCCUUCACUUUCUUUCUCUACUUGUUCAUAAAGAACCCUAUUUUCGACCAAUUUAUCCCUUUCUGAAUUCACCCAUUAAACACAAAAACAACCAAAAACAACAGAUUUUCAGAGCAGAAGAGAGAGAAAAUUGUUGUAAGAGUAUAACUCAUGAUCAUCAUCAUUAUUAUUAUACCUCUUUCUCUCCCAAUUCACAUCACAAAUUAGAAACCACCCCACAAAGAUUCCUCCACCGUCGCAGGCGCCGUCCUCCUUCUUAUAUGGCUUAGAUCCCAAGAAAAAGGGAACGACAAGAAGCUGUCGGAUUUGAAACAAACCCUUUUUCUUUUUAGUUCAUGGCUGGAGAAGACAAAUCAAACGAGAUGGUAGUUGGUGGAUUUUAUUACAAUUCCAUCCAGAUCCAACCCGGAUUUGGAUCCAGCACCGAACCGGCGGAGAUGUUCAAUUUGCAAGUGAACAACGAGUUCGGCGGCGGCGGCGGUGGUGGUGAUGAUGAGUUUCAUCACCACUUGAUGGUGGUUGGGCCUUGGGGGACGACGGCGGGGGCGGCGGAGGCGGCGGAUUCGUCGUUGAGAUGUGUGUUUCCAUGUGAAGCAAACGAAAGACCAAGCCAUGGCCUUUCUUUGUCUCUUAGUUCCACUAAUCCUUCUUCUAUUGGGUUACAAUCCUUUGAACUAAGAACCCAACAAUCAUCUUCGGCCAUUUUUCAGCUUCGAAACUCCAAAUUCUUGGCCCCAACUCAAGAGCUUCUUUAUGAGUUUUGUAGCCUUGAAAUCACCAAUGAUAUGAACAAUAGGCACCAAAACCAAGCCAUUUCUUCUACCAACUCCUCUCUUCAAUCGCUUGAUUUCAUGGAAUUGCAAAAGAGAAAAACCAAGCUUUUUUCCUUGCUUGAAGAGGUUGAAAGAAGGUAUAAGCAUUAUUGCGAGCAAAUGAAGGCGGUGGUGGCGUCGUUUGAAGCGGUGGCCGGGAAUGGGGUGGCGAGGGUGUACUCGGCGUUGGCAUCAAAAGCGAUGUCGAAGCAUUUUAGGAGCCUAAAAGAUGGAAUUGUGGGGCAAAUUCAAGCCACAAAAAAGGCAAUGGGAGAAAAGGAUCCAAUUGCACCUGGUACCACAAGAGGAGAAACGCCAAGGCUUAGAGUGAUUGAUCAGGCCUUAAGGCAACAAAGAGCUUUCCAUCAAAUCAGCAUCAUGGAAAGCCAUCCUUGGCGCCCUCAACGUGGCCUCCCCGAGAGUUCUGUCUCGAUUCUUCGUGCUUGGCUUUUCGAACACUUUCUUCACCCAUAUCCUAGCGAUGUGGAUAAACACAUUUUAGCUCGCCAAACUGGUCUCUCAAGAAGCCAGGUGUCGAAUUGGUUCAUUAAUGCGAGGGUGAGGCUGUGGAAGCCAAUGGUGGAGGAGAUGUAUUUAGAGGAAACAAAGGAACAAGUAGAAGAAAUUGAUAACACCAACUUCAACAACAUGAACAACAAUGGCAACAACUCUUUCCACGGGAUGAUGGAUUUCGACGAUGAGAUCGACGGUCAACGAUCGAUCCCGACGGGGGUGGAGGAUCGGAAGCCGACGUCGGACCAACUUCUAAAAAUAGAUUCGGAAGGUCUCUCUUCAAUCAUCUCUAAUAGCUCGGAGAAGAAUGAUUCAAGAGCCAUGAAAGCCAUGCAAAACUAUCAAGGGCAACAUGUCCAUAACAACCAUAACCAUAACUUUGGGCGGAUCGCUGCUGAUGCAUUCGACAUGGUGGAGCUCAACUUCUCGUCCUACAACCACGAUAGCGGCGGAGUUUCCUCGUACCUCAACAACAACAACAAUCAACAUUUCAACAACGGGAAUAGUAGCAGUGUGUCGUUGACAUUAGGGUUACAACAGCAUGCAGCAGGCGGGAGGAACAUCAGCGAAGGUGUGAGCAUCGCCUUCUCACCAGUAGCGGCGGCUGCAGCAGCGACUCAAAGCUCCAUUUUCUUCACAAGAGAUCAUAUAGAAGAAUGCCAACCAGUUCAAUAUUCUGUUUUAGAUGGAGAAACGACUCAGAAUCUUCCUUAUAGAAAUUUGAUGGGUACUCAAUUGCUUCAUGAUUUGGCCGGGUAAUGACCUCGAAAUCAGCCGAAACAAUCAAAUGGGUUAACCGAAAAAUACGAUUUUUUAGGUAUAGGAAACCCAAUAGCUUCAAAUACUCCAAUACAUAAUAUACAUAAAAGCCUUAUUAUAUACUUGGGAGAGGGCUAGAUUAUUAAUUA